Molecule: messenger RNA, 994 nt
Organism: Cannabis sativa
Lineage: Eukaryota; Viridiplantae; Streptophyta; Magnoliopsida; Rosales; Cannabaceae
Exons: 1
Coding region: 445-783 (112 amino acids)
Source: RefSeq, a predicted model, not a curated record
AUAGUAAUUAACAUAUGAAAUUUAGGAGAAUAUUAGUAUUUCUCAAUUUUAAUUGGUACACGAAUCCAUCCACUGCUGUGCUGCAGCUUAAUGCUUAUCGUUUGGACCAAGACCCAAAAUUUGGAUAAGUUGAGUUGUGAUAAAGGUAAGGAUAAGAGAAAUUAAUACCCCCAUUUUGGUAAUUUAAGGUCCCAUACUUAUACCAGAAACCAUUUCCAAGAAAAGAAGAAGAUAUAAUGACUUAUAAUUUGCGGCAAUAACACGCACUACUACUACUAGUAUUGUACUCUUCGUUUGCUUAAAUUUUAACCAAACCAAACCUUUCUUUUUCGUUUUCCUUAAAUACCCCUACCACGGACCUAUUUACUUAUUGCCAAAGACAAAUUAAGUUAAUUAAUUAAUUAGUACUACAUAUUUACUCUGCUCUGCAGUGAUUGAUUAUAUAUGGCGGUUUCUGAUGCGGUGGUGGCGAACUUGACGACGAUUUACGUGAUAGUUAUCGCGUUAAUAAAGGGUUAUGGUAUAAUACUGGGGCGGAGCUUCAGUGGUGUGAUUGUUCUGAUUGUAUCCACAGUGUUAGUGAUAUUGAUUCUAAUAGGAACGCUUACUUGGGAUAUGUCACGCAAAGCGGCCACCUACGCUUUCUCCACUCAUCAUCAUCCUCAUCAUCAUGUUCAUGAGAUUUGCAAGGGUGGAAUCUGCUGGCACGGCGUAGCCGUACAAUCGCCGGCUUCUCAGCUCCGGUUUAGGCUACCCCACCAACUACCUACUUAUCCCAAUUAAUUUGUAAACUAUAUACAUAUAAGAAGAAAGAGAAGAGGCAUGGAUUUUCAGAAAGAUUUGGUUUUCAUUUUAAUUCACACGCUGCAAUAUAUGUAUGUAUAUAGUAUAGAUAUAAUUUGUAGGUUUGGGCUUCAUGUGUUUGAUUUUAUGACUGUGAGAGUAAGGUGUGACUCUCUGCAAAUGAAAAUAGAAAUAAAAAUAUUGUACAUAA